CAAGGCGUUCCGGUCAGCAGCAGCCCCGCGGCUCCUCGGGCCCCGCCGCGCUGGCAAGCCCCAGUCCCCGCCAGCCCAAUCGUGCUGGCGCUUUAAGGACGGGCGGGGCCGGCUGGGCGACAGCGCUGGACACCUGGAGCUGCCCGAGGACGCAUAGGAGAGGUGGGGCGGGCGUCACCACCGGAGUGGAGGGCGAGGCCCGGGUCCCGCGCUCCCCUGGGCGCCCCACGGCAGCCUCAGAGCCCCGCGGGGAGCGCGCAGCCCUCGGGGCGGGCGCCGAGGGUGAGGCCUGGCUCGGUCCCUGCGCACCGGGUGCGGGCGGCGGAGAGGGCGCGGCUGGUGAGCCCUGGGAGGGCCCAGGAGCCAGACCUCGGUUUUGCGGGCUGGGGAGCAGGGCUCGGGGGCAGCGGCCGGGCCCCUCCGCCCCUAACACCCGCGCCUCCUGCAGACCCGAGGGUCGCCGCUGGUAGGGUCGCUCAGCCCUGGCGUCCUCCACCACCACACCUUCACCUGCGCCCGGCUCCCUGCGCGCCUGGACAGCGCCUGCUGCCCGCCUCCCGAUGGCCCUGCCCCAGAUGUGUGACGGGAGCCACUUGGCAUCCACCCUCCGCUAUUGCAUGACAGUCAGCGGCACAGUGGUUCUGGUGGCCGGGACGCUCUGCUUCGCUUGGUGGAGCGAAGGGGAUGCAACCGCCCAGCCUGGCCAGCUGGCCCCACCCACGGCGUAUCCGGUGCCUGAGGGCCGCAGCCCCCUGCUCAGGUCCGUCAGCUUCGUCUGCUGCGGUGCAGGUGGCCUGCUGCUGCUCAUUGGCCUGCUGUGGUCCGUCAAGGCCAGCAUCCCGGGGCCACCUCGAUGGGACCCCUAUCACCUCUCCAGAGACCUGUACUACCUCACUGUGGAGUCCUCAGAGAAGGAGAGCUGCAGGACCCCCAAAGUGGUUGACAUCCCCACUUACGAGGAAGCCGUGAGCUUCCCAGUGGCCGAGGGGCCCCCAACACCACCUGCAUACCCUACGGAGGAAGCCCUGGAGCCAAGUGGAUCGAGGGAUGCCCUGCUCAGCACCCAGCCUGCCUGGCCUCCACCCAGCUAUGAGAGCAUCAGCCUUGCUCUUGAUGCCGUUUCUGCAGAGACGACACCGAGUGCCACACGCUCCUGCUCAGGCCUGGUUCAGACUGCACGGGGAGGAAGUUAAAGGCUCCUAGCAGGCCCUGAAUCCAGAGACAAAAAUGCUGUGCCUUCUCCAGAGUAUUAUGCAGUGCCUGGGACACAGUAGGCACUCAGCAAAUGUUCAUUGUUGAAGGCUGUUCUAUUUAUCUAUUGCUGUAUAACAAACCACCCCAGAAUUUAGUGGCUUAAAAUAAAUCCCAUUUUAUUAUGU
Pan troglodytes (chimpanzee) is the source of this 1379-nucleotide messenger RNA. It is a transcript of the gene TMEM61, whose product is annotated as transmembrane protein 61. NCBI's taxonomy places the organism in Eukaryota, Metazoa, Chordata, Mammalia, Primates, Hominidae. The record is from RefSeq and is a predicted model, not a curated record. The transcript has 3 exons. Bases 561 to 1193 code for a protein of 210 amino acids.